This is a messenger RNA of Cheilinus undulatus (humphead wrasse), 4182 nucleotides long. RefSeq names its product glucagon receptor a (gene gcgra). Gene Ontology annotation, molecular function: gastric inhibitory peptide receptor activity; peptide hormone binding; glucagon receptor activity. Gene Ontology annotation, biological process: adenylate cyclase-activating G protein-coupled receptor signaling pathway; cell surface receptor signaling pathway. The record is from RefSeq and is a predicted model, not a curated record. Bases 347 to 1909 code for a protein of 520 amino acids. Lineage: Eukaryota; Metazoa; Chordata; Actinopteri; Labriformes; Labridae. The transcript has 13 exons. Gene Ontology annotation, cellular component: plasma membrane.
GUUUCCUGGAUUUUUUUGGUAUGUGUUUGAUGUUCCAGAGUGGUCUGGUUUUGGAAAUUGCAUCAUUCAGAGUUUAUUCCCUGGAGUCAGAAUGUCCUUUAAAUUGCUUUUACAUCUUCUGCAUGAGACUGUUCUGUGAUAGACAUAACCCAGCCUUUUUCCUGUUUUGAUCCCUUUUGUUUAGCACAGUGAAGUUGAGCCAAGGUAGCGAGUACUGUUUGUAAUGAGCUUUGAUCGAUUGUGUGUCUCUGUGUCAUCCAGGCAGUGUGGCGAGCGUAGAUAAGCCCCCUUAUGAGGUGAAAACCCUUCCCUGUCCUGCAGUAUCCGCUCCAAGCAGGAAUAAGGGAUGUCACGGCUGUUCUUCCUUUUGGCAAUGCUUAUUUUCUCCUGCAGCAUCCAGGUAUCUCCGACUGCUACUCUGGAUAAGCUAAAGGAGAGUUGGACACUGUACAUGGAGGAGUGUGAUCGCAACAACAGCCGAGACCCACCAACAACUGGUCUUGUGUGCAACAGGACUUUUGACAACUAUGCAUGCUGGCCUGAUGGACUCCCCAACACCACAGUCAGUGUGUCAUGUCCGUGGUAUCUGCCAUGGUACCAUAAAGUCAAGCAUGGUAGAGUGUAUCAGGAGUGUGAUGCCAGCGGUCAGUGGGUGAUGACGAAAAAUACCAGUGAGUGUGACUCCAAUGAUCCAAGUUUGCAGUACUAUGCCUAUAUUCGAAUCAUGUACACAGUGGGCUACUCCUUAUCACUGGUGGCUCUGGUGUUGGCCCUUGGCGUCCUCAUAUUCUUCAGGAAGCUGCAUUGCAUGAGGAACAACAUCCAUAUGAAUCUGUUUGCCUCCUUCAUUCUGCGAGCUCUGUCCAUCCUCAUCAAAGAUGCUCUGUUGGAAGCCAACAUCACAUCACAUGACCUCAGCAGAGACCAGGACCAAGGAUUCCCCCAGGCAUCUAUGCCUCCAGUGGAGCUGCUGGUUAACAAUGAGACAACAAUCAGCUGUCGCAUUGCCGUGGUGAUGAUGCAGUACAGCAUCAUGGCUAACAGCUACUGGCUGCUGGUAGAAGGCAUCUACCUACACAACCUCCUGGUCAUCACCGUGUUCACAGAGAGGAACUACUUCAAAAUCUACCUGUGCAUCGGCUGGGGUGCCCCGUUGAUAUUCCUCGUGCCCUGGGUUAUUGCUAAAUAUCUUUAUGAAAAUCAAGAAUGCUGGGGGCAAAAUAUAAACAUGAAUUAUUGGUGGAUCAUUCGUUCCCCGAUACUGCUGGCAGUUGUGAUUAACUUUCUUAUCUUCAUUCAUAUCAUCAAGAUUCUUGUGUCAAAACUUCGAGCUCAUCAAAUGAGAUACACAGAUUACAAAUUUAGGUUGGCUAAGUCAACUCUAACCCUGAUCCCUCUGCUGGGGAUUCAUCAGGUGGUCUUCAUCUUUGUGAUGGACGAGUCCACCAAAGCAGCCAUUGGACUGCGUCUCACUAAACUCUUCAUUGACCUCUUCUUCUCCUCCUUCCAGGGUCUCUUGGUGGCCAUCUUGUACUGCUUUGUCAACAAAGAGGUGCAGUCCGAGAUCCUGAAGAAGUGGAAGCGCUGGAAGCUAGGGAGGAACAUCGAAGAGGAAUACCGCCACACCUACAGCAAUACACCCAACACUAAGACAGGAAGUCUGUUAAACCACGUCUCACGGCUGCCUCACCUCCCAGACAUUGCCAAGAGCUCGGCGCCGGCCUGCAGCCCGGAGGAGACGCUCAUGCUUGUGGCUGGAUGCCACAAUGGUAUGAUGGACAAUAAAGGGGAAGGCAAGUGCGGGAGUGAGGGAACCAUCAGUAACUGCACCCUAGUGGAGGACAUCAGCCUUGCAGACAAGGCACAGGGCGACAAGGCUCCAAGAGAGAAGGUGGAGAGCAAUCUGUGAAAUGUACUGAAAAUGAUAUUUUGGCAAAAAAAAGAAGAAAAGGUUGGAUGGCUGUGAGCUCUCGUCUGGCUCUUACAUACUGCCUGGGGUGGCUGUGAAGAGAUGGGCUGAUAAAGUCAUCUGACAGAGCGGCCUUUGCCUCAGAGAUCAGCGCCACUGGGAGACACUCGGCCCCCUGUAAAGCCUGAGAACAGAGAAUGACACAGCUAACACCCACACUGAGGUGUCUAGAGCACUGUGAGCCUUGUAAAUGGAUUUUUGUAGGCGUUAUGAAAGACUCUUCUGCAUGGUGGACAAUGCAACAAGAGCAUCUCGGGGCAGAUAAGAUAUGUAUAAUAAUGAGAGACAAACCUGAAACCUCAAAUAAGAACGCAAACAAACAAGACAAAAGAAAACACACAGGGUCCUUGCUUGAGCCUCUGCUUUAAUCCAUGUUGUGUAUCAAAUGUGUUUUGUGGUACUGGAGGUUAAAAGCAAAUAGGACAUUGAUCUCCAUACAAAAAAUGACCAAAUAAUUCACACAAAACAUGGUAGGGAACAGAGAUUUCUUGUUUUUGCUGUGCUCUGACAUCAACAAAAUGUUCCUUGUUUGACUUUUUUUGGAAAUGUAUAGAAAAAGAAACAUUGUUACCUCAUCCAGUAGGGUGACCAGAGUGUUCAAAAGGCUCAGUGGAAAUAUUGAAAUCGGCAGCUGCUUUUAUCUGGACAGUCCUGGCUUACAUAUAGAUGUUUUAAGAGGUCAACAGAUAGUUGGAGAUGAAUUAUGAAUAAGCUAAAAUGAUCAGCACUUGACUUACUUGCAGGAGGAGUUUUAAAGUAUAAAUUAAUUUUUUUCAUAUCAGUUUGAACCAUGGAUACUGCUUAGGGCUACACUGAAAGUGCCGGUAAGGUUUUCAAGAAAGUAGAUGCAAUUCUGUGCUAUUGAGAUGUAAAAUAUUUUCCCCAGACAUCAAGAUCUUUUUGACUCUAGUGCAUUGGCAUACUUCACGAACUUCCAUUCAGUGGUGUCCUCAACAAAUGGAGUCGAUAUGGGAAACCUUGCACUCGCAUUAAGGGUAAAAAUACACGGCAUGGACCUGUAAUGGAAACCAAAAAUUCAUAAUGUAUCGAACCAACACUGUAACACAAAAUAACAUGUCAUCUUCAAACAAAGGUGUAUAAUAGAAAAUAAUCUGUUGUGUAUGCAGCCAAUAACUUCCUAAGAUUAUUCUUAAAUUUGUUUUUAAGGAGAUUCUUCAACAAGCUGAGUACUGCUGCCAUCAAAAUUGUCUGUGAAUGGUGAAAGUGUGGAAGUUGUGCAACCAAACUUCUUUGUGCCGACUUCUCUUCAUUGCAUUUUUGGGUUUCACUGACAAGGUUGUGUGUCUAAUACUAAAGUGCUCAAGAGAAGGGUCAGCUGCCUGAUACAAGAAUGGCAGAAGCGCUUUUACAGGCAUCUGGUUCACUUUCCGGGGUCUGAUCCAGCUCACAGUGUACUGGGUGCCCAGGACCCAGCAGGCUGGUCCAUCCGGAUGACCUCUUCAAACCCUAUGAUAAGACUGAAAAUGAUGAAGAUGGCUUUAAGUGGUACAAUGUCAUGACUACGUGGACAUGGAUGACAUGAUGACUAUGAUCUACACAUGCUAGGAGAACCCAGUGAAGUUUUAGAAACCUCAUGGCAUAAAUAACACCAUGGAUACUGUGAUUGUCCCAAAGUCUGAUACUAAGAAGGAGACUCACAUCCUUAUUGUAGAUGGCUUUCUGCUUUACACCUACAAACCUUUGACUGACAGCUGUACCAACAUUACUUUAUUUCCAUCCUGUAGAAAGAAUGCAAAAAGAGGAGGUACUCAAGGAACUACACGUCAGAUCCACCCAGUCUGUUCAAUGGCCAUGUCUGGCCAAUUUUAAACACAAUAACCCUUGCACUCAUUCAGCUGGAGCAACCAAGUGCCCCCGUCUUCACAGCUUCCAGGGGUAGCUGGGAGGAUAGGAGCAUGGGCCUGGUGCAGGCCUGGAGGAUAGCCAUCAGGUGGCCAGAGCAGUACAGGACCAAGGUUGACAUUGUGAAUUGCUGAACCAGCAUGUGUUCUCAUACCUGACCUUACCUUCAACAAGUCUUGCAGUUCCAUGAAGCUACACUGACACUGCUAAAUUGUUUAACCCUUUGUUACCCACGCCGAUGAAAUCAGCAGGGGGUUAUGUAAAGGGUUCUGUAUCUUUCUUUGUUUGUUUGUAUGUGUACAAGAUAACUCGAGAACGGAAAGUCAGAUCUUCACCAAACUUUCAGGGAA